Penicillium argentinense is the source of this 1146-nucleotide messenger RNA. RefSeq names its product RING finger domain protein. Gene Ontology annotation, molecular function: ubiquitin protein ligase activity. Lineage: Eukaryota; Fungi; Ascomycota; Eurotiomycetes; Eurotiales; Aspergillaceae. The coding region runs from base 1 to 1146 and encodes 381 amino acids. Gene Ontology annotation, biological process: protein polyubiquitination; protein monoubiquitination. The record is from RefSeq and is a predicted model, not a curated record. The transcript has 2 exons.
AUGGCAGACACAGCAGAUGAGAGAAAUGUGCGACAGCAGGUUUUGCAAAAGACAUUGGAGGAAGUGCAAACCGAGGAAAAGGAUGGAGAGUCCAACGACCCCUGCGUGAUCUGCCUCGACUUGAUCACAGAACCCUGCGUGGCUAUACCAUGCAAUCAUUCAAAUUUCGACUACCUGUGUCUGCUCACAUGGCUGGAGCAGGGACCAUUCUGUCCUCUGUGUAAGAUUGAAACCGUUGCUGUCAAAUAUGAUCUGAAUGCGCCCAAAGGAUUCAAAACAUACAAGGUGCCUGCCCGUGAGAAGCCUGGAAUGAAACCCGGAGCCUUUUCUCGAACCUCUGUACAACAACGGGCAUUGGCAGGCGGCUUGGAUAUUGGAGAUUCUCGAGCACAACGACGACGAUCUCGCCCUCCGAAUCAGCGACCACCUCGACUUCUACCCACCAAUCCUGUUUCAGUGCGAUACAAUGUUUACCGCAAUCAACUAUUCUCUCUACGUGUCGGGUCGAAUCGAUUAUCUCAGUACAGCGAGGUCACCCCGGAGCAAUUCAGCCGCAACGAAUCCCUUAUCUCACGGGCACGGAAAUGGAUUCGCCGGGAACUACAAGUCUUUACCUUUUUGAACCCAGUAGUGGAGGACGAACAACCAGCCUUUGGCCGGCGGCCACAUGGGAACCAUGCCGAGUUUCUGCUCGAUUAUGUGAUCUCCAUCCUGCGCACGAUUGAUAUUAGGGGAAGCUCUGGGCAAGCAGAGGAGCUGUUGAAAGAUUUUCUCGGUCGUGAAAAUGCUCGCCUUUUCCUACAUGAACUGCUGUCCUGGUUGCGUAGUCCAUACGACAGGCUGGAAGACUGGGAUCGCAAUGUACAGUACCCAACGACACAGGCUCACCGUAGCAGGGAGCUCCGGGAGCCUCUGGAAAUAGAGUCAAACUCGCAUCGCCGAAGAGCUCGCAGUCCACCACCGGCGAGUCGGCGUCGCAGUGCGUCGCCCAUCCACACACCAGAUAGAAGCUUGUUUGAUCGGAUUUCCAGAGCGGAGGGAUCGAAUACAUUAACGUCUACCCAAGUGGAGGUGCAGCCCAGGACUCGAGUGCGGCCUCGGGCACGGAACCGCGGAUACUUAGAUCGAUAUAUACCCGAAUACUAA